AUGGAGGUGGAAACUCAGACACAAACCCUCCCAACCUUCGACAAUCCUCCGUUUUCUUACUCCCUCACCGACCUCGGUUCCCGCGACUUCCGCAGCUCUGAAAUGUCUGGCGUUGACCCGAAAUGCUUGGCCCCCGAAGUAGCGACUCCCGCCGUCGUCGUUGAAGAAUACUGGUGGCAAGCGAUAGAUGCUUGGAGAUUGAACCGCAGCACGAUUUCGUUCUUUGAUCACGCCGAAUCUGUGGCUAAACGUUGGAACCGUGUCGGCAAGAAUGCUUCUAAGGUGGGCAAGGGGCUAUCCAAAGACGCCAAAGCACAGAAAUUGGCUUUUCAGCAUUGGAUUGAAGCUAUUGAUCCGAGGCAUAGGUAUGGCCAUAGCUUGCAUGUGUAUUAUGAAGAGUGGUCUAAAGCAGAUGCUGGUCAGCCAUUUUUUUACUGGUUGGAUGUAGGAGAUGGAAAAGAGCUUGAUCUGAAAGAAUGCCCGAGAUCGAAGCUUCGACAACAAUGCAUCAAGUAUCUUGGACCUCAAGAGAGAGUGCAUUAUGAAUACAUUGUUGAGGAAGGGAAACUUAUUCACUCGCAAACUGGAGAGCUUCUUCAUACAAAAGAUGGAUCUCCGGGAGCUAAGUGGAUAUUCGUUAUGAGCACCUCUAAGAGACUCUAUGCCGGCUUUAAAAAGAAAGGGGUUUUCCAUCAUUCUAGCUUCUUGGCUGGAGGAGCGACGAUAGCCGCUGGAAGGCUAGAGGCAGAGAAUGGAAUUCUGAAGUCAAUCUCUGCAUAUAGCGGGCAUUACCGGCCAACAGAUGACAGGCUUGAUACCUUUUUAUCAGUUCUCAAGGAUAACGGGGUGAACCUAGACGAAGUUCAGAUACACAAGGCCGAUACUGAUUGCUACGAUGAUGGCAAGUCUAAUGGUGGGACUACAUUUAGAAUGCCAACCAACUUUGAAACUCCUCAACUGGAGAUUCCAGAAGUGGAGAAAACCCAAUCCGUAGAAUCCACUGAACUUCCCCAAGCGGAACCCAAAACUGAGUACAAGAGGACUUUAUCCGGUGGUCUUCAAAGUCCAAGAACUGAGGUGCCUCAGAAUAAGAUACUGCAGAGGAUCAACUCCAAGACCUCAGUGAAAUCAUACCAACUCGGGCAUCAGCUAUCGCUCAAGUGGUCAACAGGAGCUGGCCCGAGAAUCGGUUGUGUUGCUGACUAUCCGGUAGAGCUGAGAAUGCAGGCCUUAGAGUUUGUUAACCUAUCUCCGAGAUCUCCCCCAACGCCAUCCUACAGGCGGUUCGGUGGUCUCACAUCACCUACAUCGAAUCUCACAUCACCAACAUCUGGUUUCACAUCACAUACGUCGAAUUCCACCACGGAUGUCAAUAACGUUGAUUAGACAGUCAUCUGAUGAUUGAACUGCACCAAUAAUUAUCAUCAUCAUCAUCAGUUUUAUGCCCCAUCUCUAAUGGAUGUUUUAGAGAAUGUAGUAUAGAUAGUCAACUUCCUGUCAAACUUAAAACUUUUGACAUUAAUCGUUAAGAGCAUUUUCUUCUUAGUCAUGUUUUCAUGGAGUCACUACUGUUUCUGUUUAGUUCGUUGUAGUGACAAGUAACACGUAGCUGGGUAAAGUUUGAA
This is a messenger RNA of Malus domestica (apple), 1625 nucleotides long. Lineage: Eukaryota; Viridiplantae; Streptophyta; Magnoliopsida; Rosales; Rosaceae. The record is from RefSeq and is a predicted model, not a curated record.